GCGGAAUGGAUUGCUCCGUUUGAUUUGGUGAGAUGUUGCACUGGAUGCCCGUAGCCUACAUACCCUCUCCAUCAGCUCACCCCCCCUCGGCCCCGCAUCUCGCUACCGUGCACGGCUCGUCGGGACAGACCGGGCAACAGAAAAGUAUGCAAUAGCUAAAAAAAAAACAAGUGUAAAGUAGCAGGUCCGGACUGGUCGAUUGGAGGGGAGGAAAAGUUCUAGUUGAAGAAGGAGGAUUAUGCAGUGAGUCCCGCGCAUAGCUGGAAACAGGUGACUGAAGUAGAGACUGACAUUGCCGAAGGCCGGCUAGGAGGCCCCUUCCAUCUCCCCACCACCUCCUCCACCUCCAUCUGUCCUCCCUGCGUCCCAUCUCUCCAGCCCCACCAGCAUGGAUCUGAAGGAUCGCCGGCACCGCUCUCUGACCAGAGGUCGCUGCCCUAAAGAUUCCCAGUACAACACCUCCUCCCUGGACACAGAUGAGUGCCGGGUGCCGACCCAGAAGUCCUACAGCUCCAGUGAGACGCUUAAGGCCUUCGACCACGAGCAGAGGCUGCACUAUGGCGGCUGUGUGAGUGACCUGGUUCACCAUGAAGCGGAGGAGUAUUCGAGGCAAGGGGGUAACUUCACCCUGGCCGAGCUGGGAGUGUGUGAGCCAGCUCCCUCUCCGCACCCCGCUGCCGCUCCCUACUGUCCCGACCUGGGCCUCCUCCAGAGGGGGUACUCCCUCAGCGCGGGCUCCGACGCAGACUCGGACCCCGAGGGGCCGCUGUCUCCGGAGCGAGCCAUCCAGCUGUGGGCCGGACGCGGAGGGGUGAAGUCUCGCCGCAGCUCGGGAGUGUCCAGCCGUGAAAACUCGGCUCUCACCCUCACUGACUCAGAGAAUGACAACAAGUCUGAUGACGAGUCAGUUUACCUAGACGAUGAGGAGGAUGCGGAUCCAUUUGGAGACUAUGUGAUCAGUGUGGCAGGUGGAAAGAGCUACUGA
Molecule: messenger RNA, 985 nt
Organism: Platichthys flesus (European flounder)
Lineage: Eukaryota; Metazoa; Chordata; Actinopteri; Pleuronectiformes; Pleuronectidae
Product: teneurin-2-like
Exons: 5
Coding region: 389-985 (198 amino acids)
Biological process (GO): signal transduction
Cellular component (GO): membrane
Source: RefSeq, a predicted model, not a curated record